AUGGACAACUUUGUCUAUGUUUUGAAUACGGAAAACUGUUUUCUCGUUAAAAACUGGUCAAAAUCAAGUUGUUCAUUUCAGAUGAUCUUCCUGCACGGUCUAGGAGAUUCAGGUGAUGGUUGGUCUGAUGUAUUCGCCCAUGAAAUCCGUAAUGAUAAUGUUAAGUACAUUUGUCCCAGUAGUGCAUCACGUCCAGUGACAUUGAACAUGGGUAUGGUCAUGCCAGCUUGGUUCGAUUUAUACGGUCUCGAUGCCACAGCUCGCGAGGAUUCUGAAGGCAUUGCACAGGCUACGCGACUGGUUCAUGGAAUGAUCGAUGCAGAGGUGGCAGCCGGCAUCCCAUCCCAUAAAAUCAUAUUAGGAGGUUUUUCCAUGGGAGGAGCUUUGGCUCUUUAUGCUGGUCUCACUUAUCCACACAAACUAGCUGGAAUUGUUGGCCUGAGUUCGUUCCUUAUUCAGCGAGACAAAUUACCGGGCAAUCACACCACAAAUAAGGAAACGCCUAUUUUCCUUGGACACGGUGCGAAUGACUUCCUUGUGCCAUUAACAUUCGGUCAACUGACGGAGAAACUUCUGAAAGCCUUUAAUCCGAAUGUGCAACUGCAUGUAUACAAUGGAAUGGCGCAUAGCAGUUGUCCGGAGGAGCUACGUGAUCUAAAGAAGUUCAUUAAUGAAAGGAUUAACUAG
This is a messenger RNA of Haemonchus placei, 687 nucleotides long. The record is from the annotation of a GenBank genome assembly. NCBI's taxonomy places the organism in Eukaryota, Metazoa, Nematoda, Chromadorea, Rhabditida, Trichostrongylidae.